UGUGACGUCAUGUUACCUUAGCUUCACAAGUAACAGCCGACCUUGAUUCUUCAUCCACACACGGGCCGCAAGAUAUUUAAAGAUGCCGCGGGGGAUAGCGGAGCGCCCCGACUCAGCAGAGGACCUCGGGGAGGAGGGGAGAGAGCGACAGGAACUGGCCCGGCUGCAACGACAACUACGGCUACUGGAAGGGGACAGGCGCGCCUACACAGAGGAGACAUGCAACGUCCUCAUGAAACAGAAGUCGGUGAUCCGGGCCCUGCAGCAAGAGAACGGCGAGAUGACAACAGUCCUGCGUCUGUCUCAGAGCGACAGGAACGAGAUGAAGGAUGAGGACAACACAUCUCGCCUGCAGGAACUAACUGAGGCUGUGGAUACCUUCAGCUCUCAGUGUGACACGGAGCACAGCAAGAUCGCCCAGCUACACUCAGAGCUGGUCAGAGUUCAGACAGACAUCUGCCACCAAAGGAGUCUCAAUGGCAGCAAAUCGGGACCCAUCAUGUACAAGAUGAUGCUGAAGAAGACAAAGGUCAUAGAGAACAGACACGACAAGGCUAUGGUCAAGUUCAACAACCAGCUGGCGGUGAAUACCCGUCUCCGCGAGGAGAUCGACCACCUCCGACAGGAGAAGUCCGUGUUUGACACCCUAUUCCGGAAGCUCAACACUGACCUGGAAGACAUGCGCAAAGACAUGUCACUCAUCAUCGAAGAAGCGUCUCAGGCGUAUGAGGAAAGGGACGAGGCGUACAACAAGAUGCUGGCGCUGAAGGAGAGGAGCGAGAAGGACACGGCGCAGCACGAGAUGGAGAUGCGGGAGCUCCAACGCAUCAUCGAGCACGACAACAAGCUGAAGGAGUUCAUGAUGAUCAAGUCCAACGACCGCGGCGAGUACAAGGAGGAGGAGGACGCCAAGAAGAAGAAGGGCAUGAAGGGAGAGCGAGACGUAGACAUCGAGAAUAACCAGAUCUUGACGUACGAGGAGGCAUUCGCCGAGAUACGGGAAGCCACGGGGGAGGAUGACAUCUUCAAGAUCAUGACCGAGUUCCUGCGGCGGGAGGACGAGAACUUCGCCCUGUUCAACUACGUCAAUGAGCUGAACGAUGAGGUGGAUAAGCUUCAGGAAGAGAUUGGGUUGAUGAAGUCGGAAAUCGUCCGUUUUGAGGAGGAGGAUGUUCAGAUGGAAGCUGAGAGGAAGGUUUGGCUGAAGGAGCUGGAGGACAAGAGCACCCAGUCGGGGAAGGAGGCAGAUGUAGCGGACAAGAAGAUCAUGGAGAUGUCACAGGUUCUGGACGAGCUGACGGAUGGAGUUACCUCCCUGUUCCGCUGCCUGGGCUGCAACAGGACCCCCAUCAACGAGAUGCUGGGCAGCGAGGCGGGCGUCACGGAGAAGAACAUUCUUCUAUACAUGGGCAUCAUCGAGCAGCGGACGAUGGAGCUUCUGCACCUGCAACACUUCAUAGACAUGAGGAAUUUAACUCCCGAGAAGGAAAAGGAGAAAGGAAAAGAGGGAAAGACAAAGGAGCCAGAUAUGAAGAAGUUCCGCCGACCUCCCGCCACAUUCACUGUUACUAUAGCCCCUCCGGGUCUUGGGGAAGAAGAAGAUUUGAAUGAGCUUAAUGAAGAAACUGAACUCCGUCCUAUGAGCCAUGAGGAACUCAAGCAAAUGGUGAUGAAACGCAUCAACAGAUCAACCGGAAAUACGCAGUCAUUCAAUUCCACUCCGGUUAAGUCCCCUCGAGUACCAAAGGUCGAGGUCACUCAGCCAAAAUAAUCUGUCAUUGCAAACUACAAGAAUGUGCAUGUGCAAU
Molecule: messenger RNA, 1808 nt
Organism: Haliotis rubra (blacklip abalone)
Lineage: Eukaryota; Metazoa; Mollusca; Gastropoda; Lepetellida; Haliotidae
Product: coiled-coil domain-containing protein 63-like
Exons: 10
Coding region: 83-1771 (562 amino acids)
Source: RefSeq, a predicted model, not a curated record